Messenger RNA from Daldinia vernicosa, 4602 nucleotides. RefSeq names its product succinate flavoprotein subunit. Gene Ontology annotation, molecular function: flavin adenine dinucleotide binding; oxidoreductase activity, acting on the CH-CH group of donors; phosphatidylinositol binding. Gene Ontology annotation, biological process: electron transport chain; tricarboxylic acid cycle. The record is from RefSeq and is a predicted model, not a curated record. The coding region runs from base 1 to 4602 and encodes 1533 amino acids. NCBI's taxonomy places the organism in Eukaryota, Fungi, Ascomycota, Sordariomycetes, Xylariales, Hypoxylaceae. The transcript has 11 exons.
AUGUCUACUACGGAAAUCGCCCAAGAUGGCGCACCCCGCGGUCCUACUAUCGAUUCCGCUACCCCUCCGGGCCAAACCCUGACCGGAAAACAGGAGCACUACCUCAAGCGAGAGCUUAUAUCUGAACAAGUCAACUGGGAAAUAUCAGAAUUAAACUCCCCUACGGCGCUUCGCAGAUUCGGCGCACCUUUCAAAUCGGAAUUUGGAGAGGUGUCGCCCUAUGAUUCUGAACUCCCCAUCCUACGUUACAUAUUCGUACACCAUGUACGAGAGUUCCCGUUUCUCGACAAGGCGAAGGAGAAGGAAUUCUGGCAGGACAAGCUGCAAGUCUUCCUUGAGUCCUUCGCUAGCAAGAAUAUCUCAUCUUCCGAAGAUCGAUUAGAAGAAACCAAGCGUCGCAAGCUAGCCAUAAAAUGCCGGAAACUAGUUGAGCUUAUGAUGGUGUCAGGGGUUCCCACAGCAUCGGGGUUCGAAGAGCGCAUAAGAUUUGCAGAGAUGGAGAUCGUAGACCGGGAUGCAAUCGAUACGGGUGUGUUAAAUUCCAUGCCGGAAGGACACUACGUGAACGGAUGGGACAUCAAUGUCGCCGGUGUGCGCAUUACUCGAGUCAAGAAACGUAUCAGACGUCACAAGCAUGCGGAAUUCCUAUUGCGCGUCAAACGGAAGGGAGAGCUUGAAUUCUACGUAGGCAGACGAUAUAGCGACUUUGUCCGAUUGCAUAAACGGCUAAGGACUGAACUACCAGGAAAAGUCCUCCCUCCGUUACCCAAGAAGAACAAGUCGGACACAGCUGCAGCGAGCUUAAUGUCGCGCAUGACAGAUGGUGCUGACUCUGACAACUCGUCUGCCUCAUCUGUUUCUACUAUCGCGCCCGGGUCUCAAAGUGGUGGAUUUGCAGAGUCAAUGAAGACCUUAACAGUUCGAGAUCACCGCCGGAAUAAAUCCGUGGCUUCUAACCGUACAUCGCCGCGCCCGUCCGUCGAAACGUCCGCGAGCAGGGUUCUAAGUCCCAAAAUCGACGAUGCAAUUCUCUGGCGCGAGGAUCAGCGUAUAUCGUUACGAGCAUACUUGCGGUAUUUGCUACAGAACCCCCAGAUUGCGCAGACCAAGGCUUUGCAACAGUUCUUAACACACAAUCCGGUCACCCCAACUGACGAAGAUGUCGACGACAUCUUUCGUCGCAAGGCCGUUGACGAGAAGCGUGUGGAGGAGCAGAAGCAAUUCUACGAAAUAGCAAGAAAGAGGGCUGCAGAGUUGGACGUGUAUAUGGAGCAGUUCCGACGAGAUAUCGUCGAGCGCAAUGGGCUAACAAAGCUUUUCCAAGAGAUCAAGGACAAAAACACCAUCCAAGAUCUAAGUCUCCAGUACCAGAAGUUUGCCGAGUGGCUCCGUAUCGAAGUGGCCGCAACUAUCUACCACCUUUUCCUUGCCGAAGAUAAUUCGCCAGAAUUAUUCGCGCAGCUUAAAAGGAUUCAUUCCUUGAUCCCUUACACUCUUAUGAAAAACCUCAUUAGGCUUGCGAACCCAGCUGCUGUUAUGUCCGGGGUGCUUGACCUUUUUCUAGCUCAGCCUUUUGGAACUCGGUCUCUUAUGCAACGAAUUUUCUCGUUGACGCUAAACGACGGAAUUAGGAGCUACCAGAAGUCCAUCGAUGCUUUAGCUAAUAUAAUCGGGGAUGACGUAUUUGUGAACAAACUACAGCAAUUCGCGGAUGCCGAGGAACAUAUAAAGGUUGCGAUCCGAGAAGAAGCGGACUCUGAAGGGGUCGAUAUCGUAGUUGCUGCUUUGCGCUCCGAACUUUUCACUCCAGCCCUCACUGGCGAACAGAUUGGGAGAUUAUACAACGCAUAUGUGGCCUUUAACAACGCGGUGGAAAACGUCGACGAGGAAUUAAAGCAGGGCGCGCAGCUUUUCUCACAUCUAAAGCAGCUUAUGAAGCUACAAACCAGACAACGCGAUAAGGCAAUGAUGCUUAGCUUGAUCGAAGAACCUGUCACUUUACAAUUAUUCCGGGACCUUUUCACCAUCUUCUACGAACCCCUGGUAAGAGUAUAUAAGUCGGCCAACGUAUACGACAGCAUUACCGACUUUGCCAUUUUUAUCGGUGAUAUGAUCCAGGUUGUUGAGAAGUGUAGGGAGCAGGAUGCCUCGGCAGACCCGAAUCAGACGGUACAAGCCUUCAUCGACCUAUGUCAGCGUCACGAGCAUAACUUCUACAAAUUCAUUCACGAGGUUCAUACCCACGACAACGGCCUCUUCACGCAACUCAUGGCCUGGAUAGAAGAUAUUUUAGAGUUCUUAAGAAAGGGGCCGGCUGGUGGAGCAUUAGACAUCAACGCCCUUUUUGAGGGAGCUGUUGCUAGCGGCAAUUUGGACAAGGAGAAGGCGAUUGCGGAAAUCGAUCAGCUUAUCGCCUGGCAAGAGUCUCGCAAAAAGUGGCAUCAGGACAAAACUCGGCAGAAGAUGGCUGCGGAAGGUUCAGUCGGUAUCGACGGUGGCGUACCGGGUAUGAGCAGCUUUCAGGCUAGCGACUUCGGGCUUAACGAGGCGGACUUGGAAGACAUGAGCUACGACGAUGGAUCUGACGAAGAGGCUGAAGCGGAAGAAGAGGAUGAGAUGGACCCCAUAGAAGCCGAAAGACGAAGGAGAUCAAAGAAGCAAGACCGUCUCAAGGCACGCGCCGGCGAGCCGCAGAAACCGGAGGUCAGCGAGGUGCAUCGGUUGAAAGAUAACUUCGUCCAGAUGCUCCGGCAUACUCGGAUCAUCGCGAAUAACCCACUACGGGCCAAGGAAGCGCCGAUACAUGUUAGCAACAAAUACCCCGUUAUCGACCACGAAUACGAUGCCAUCGUCGUCGGUGCGGGCGGUUCCGGUUUACGGGCGGCCUUCGGUCUGGCGGAAGCUGGUUUCAACACAGCUUGUAUAUCGAAGCUCUUUCCCACGCGAAGUCAUACAGUCGCUGCACAGGGUGGUAUCAAUGCCGCCUUAGGAAACAUGCACGAGGACGACUGGAGAUGGCACAUGUACGAUACGGUAAAGGGUUCUGAUUGGCUUGGCGACCAAGAUGCUAUCCAUUACAUGACGAGAGAGGCACCCGCCUCUAUUAUCGAAUUAGAGAAUUACGGCUGCCCAUUCUCGAGAACGGAAGACGGAAAAAUCUACCAGCGUGCUUUCGGUGGUCAAUCGCAGAAGUAUGGCAAGGGUGGUCAGGCCUACCGUUGCUGCGCUGCCGCUGACCGAACGGGACACGCUCUCCUGCACACACUCUAUGGUCAAUCUCUACGACACAGCACUAACUACUUCAUCGAGUUCUUCGCCCUCGACCUGAUCAUGGAAGACGGGGAAUGCCGUGGUGUAUUAGCUUACAACCAGGAGGAUGGUACCCUUCACAGGUUCCUUGCGCAGAACACUGUCUUAGCCACUGGUGGAUACGGACGAGCCUACUUCAGCUGUACCUCGGCACACACUUGUACCGGUGAUGGUAUGGCCAUGGUUGCCCGCGCCGGUCUUCCCAACCAAGAUCUCGAAUUCGUCCAAUUCCACCCCACUGGUAUCUACGGAGCUGGUUGCUUGAUUACGGAAGGUUCCCGAGGUGAGGGUGGUUACCUCCUCAACUCCGAAGGUGAGCGAUUCAUGGAGCGAUACGCGCCUACCGCGAAGGAUUUGGCUAGUCGUGAUGUCGUCUCGCGAUCCAUGACCCUGGAAAUCCGUGAGGGGCGAGGUGUUGGUCCUGAGAAGGAUCACAUCUACCUUCAACUAAGCCACUUGCCUGCUGAGAUCCUUGCUGAGCGUCUACCUGGUAUCUCUGAGACUGCCGCCAUCUUUGCUGGUGUCGACGUUCGCAAGCAGCCCAUCCCCGUCCUACCGACCGUCCACUACAACAUGGGUGGUAUCCCCACGAGGUACACCGGUGAGGUUCUCACUGUUGAUGAUAAGGGUAACGACAAGGUUGUCCCUGGUCUGUUCGCUUGCGGUGAAGCCGCUUGUGUCUCCGUCCACGGUGCCAACCGACUUGGUGCCAACUCUCUGCUGGAUCUUGUAGUCUUUGGACGAGCCGUUUCUCACACCAUCCGAGAUAAAUUUACCCCGGGUGCUAAGCCCAAGCCUAUCAGCGCUGACGCUGGUGCCGAAUCAAUUGAGGUCCUCGACCAGGUCCGCAACUCCGAUGGCCCUAAGAGCACAGCCGAAAUUAGACUCGCCAUGCAGAAGGCCAUGCAGUCAGAUGUGAGCGUCUUCCGUACACAGGAAAGCUUAGAUGAGGGUGUGAAGAAGGUCACCGAGAUCGACGGUACCUUCUCUCAAGUCGGAAUCAAGGACCGCAGCAUGAUCUGGAACUCGGAUCUCGUCGAGACCCUCGAGUUAAGGAACCUGCUCACUUGCGCUACCCAAACGGCUACUGCCGCCGCUAACCGAAAGGAGUCCCGUGGUGCUCACGCCCGAGAAGACUACCCCGAACGAGACGACGACAACUGGAUGAAGCACACGCUCACCUUCCAGAAGAAGCCCCACGGAAAGGUCGAGCUCGGAUACCGACGAGUCAUCGGCACGACGCUAGAUGAGAACGAGUGCAAGGCCGUCCCGCCGUUCAAGCGUACUUACUAA